Ostreococcus tauri is the source of this 603-nucleotide messenger RNA. RefSeq names its product Small GTPase superfamily, Rho type. Bases 1 to 603 code for a protein of 200 amino acids. Gene Ontology annotation, molecular function: GTPase activity; GTP binding. The record is from RefSeq and is a predicted model, not a curated record. NCBI's taxonomy places the organism in Eukaryota, Viridiplantae, Chlorophyta, Mamiellophyceae, Mamiellales, Bathycoccaceae. The transcript has 2 exons.
AUGGCGUCGAACGCGAGCGCGGCGUCGGUGACGACGCAGGCGAAACUUGUCUUACUCGGGGACAUGGGAGCCGGGAAAUCAUCCUUAGUGCUUCGCUUCGUCAAGGGGCAGUUCCAUGAGUACCAAGAGAGCACGAUCGGCGCCGCUUUCCUCACGCAGACGGUGUGCGUGGACGAUCGAACGAUCAAGUUUGAAAUCUGGGAUACCGCAGGACAGGAGCGGUAUCACUCGCUGGCGCCGAUGUACUACCGAGGCGCGGCCGCGGCGAUCAUCGUGUACGACAUUCAGAGCCAGUCGAGCUUCGCCAGGGCGAAGUCAUGGGUGAGGGAGCUGCAAAAGCAAGGGAACGCGUCGCUCGUCAUGGCGCUCGCCGGGAACAAGUGCGACAUGGAGGAGAAACGCGAGGUCCAGGCGGAGGAAGCGGAGGCGUACGCCGCAGAAAACGGGUUGUUCUUCAUGGAAACGUCGGCGAAGGCGGCGGUGAACGUCACGGAGCUGUUUCACGAGAUCGCGGUAAAGCUGCCGAGAGCGCCAGCGCCGACGGCGCCGGGAGUUGUCUUGACAAACCAAAAUCGCGCGCCGAAGAAUAGUCAGUGCUGUUAG